UCUAAAUUAACGUAUAUCGAAUAUAGUGUGAUAUUCCCUGUCGAUUUCUCUUUUGUUGGCUGCUGCCUGCCAGUACAGUGCACCGAAAACGGAAUAGUUUGCAUGAGUGGAUUACAUAAAACAGCUGACCCCCCACGAACAUUUUCCUUUGCAGUGCUAAUUUUGAAACGAAUCUAGUUUUCAGUGACUUUGAAUUUUCUUCUAAUCGAAAAAAGAAACAAUGACAGGCGACAAUUCGGUACAGUAAUCUGCCACGAAAAGCAGUAAUUUUUGUUGUUCUUAAUUUUUUUCGUGACACGUAUUAGCACCAAGAAAACUUUUCGAAGACAAAAGCGCAUCGCAACGCAACAAGAAUGGUGGCAGUCAGCUCAUCAACCACCAACAGUAGCAAGAUGGCACCGAAUGCAACAGUUGAAGCGACCGGAGUGCUGAACGAAGCCGACGCCGAAACCAUCGAUGGGGCCCUGGCGAAAGACAUUACUCCGCUAAAGCGAGCGGAGAAGCGCAAGAUCAAGUUGGUUUGGCGCAACGUGCUCGCCUUCGGUUACCUGCAUCUGGCCGCCGUGUACGGUCUCUGGCUCUUGCUGACAUCCGCCAAGCUGUACACUGUCGCUUUCGCAUUCGUACUGUACGUCAUGUCCGGACUUGGCAUCACGGCGGGCGCCCACCGGCUGUGGGCUCACCGUUCGUACAAAGCUCGGCUACCGCUCCGAAUCAUUCUGGCCCUGUUCAACACGAUCGCCUUCCAGGAUUGCGCCAUGCACUGGGCCCGGGACCACCGGGUGCACCACAAGUACUCGGAAACGGAUGCCGACCCCCAUAAUGCGACCCGUGGUUUCUUCUUUUCGCACGUCGGCUGGCUGCUGUGCCGCAAGCACCCGGAGGUCAUUGCCAAAGGCCGCCAGCUGGACAUUUCCGACCUACAGGCCGACCCGGUGCUGCGGUUCCAAAAGAAAUAUUACAUGAUCCUGAUGCCGCUGGCCUGCUUCAUUCUGCCUACGAUCACACCGGUCUUCUGCUGGGGCGAAACCUGGACCAAUGCAUGGUUUGUUGCCACCCUAUUCCGCUGGACCUUCAUCCUGAACGUGACUUGGCUGGUAAACAGUGCCGCCCACAAGUGGGGUGACAAGCCGUACGAUAGAACCAUCAACCCGGCGGAGAACAAAACCGUAGCCUCGUUCGCGUUCGGCGAAGGCUGGCACAACUAUCACCACGUGUUUCCGUGGGACUACAAGACCGCCGAGCUGGGCAACUACCGGAUGAACUUUACGACCGCCUUCAUCGAUUUCUUCGCCAAGAUUGGCUGGGCGUACGAUCUGAAAACGGUGUCGAGCGAAAUCAUCGAGAAGCGUGUCAAGCGAACUGGCGACGGAACGCAUUCCACCUGGGGCUGGGGUGAUGCCGACCAGGACAAGGACGAAAUUAAGGCUGCCAAAAUCAUCAACCGAAAGGAGGACUAAAAGCGAAGGCAAAAGAUACGAGAGCGUACAAUAACGUAGGGUUGACGAGAGAUAGAAAAGGAGAGAACGCGAUUGAAUGACUGUACAAACUGAGUUACUCUAUACUAGUGGUUAGAAGGAACUCUUUUUUUUUUAUUGAUCCACCUUAUUUUGAACUGCACCAAAAAAGAUACCGGCAAUGAAAGAUUUGUUGUUGAAUGGAAAAUUCAAUGAUUUCCGUAUUGUUUCUCCUUCGGUGGAUCCUAAGAAAUUACAAAAUUAAUGUCUGCGACAAACAGUAACACCUCCUAAUAGGGGAAAAGUUGUAUCCAAGUGUGUCAAUCCAUUAGGGCAAAGAGUGAUCCAAAGGAAUGUGAAAAUUCAAAAUUUUCGAAAUAUGCCUUCUACACAGUUUUUACUACGGCGAAAAUCAACUAGAAGAAUAAAGGCUAAUGAAAAGACCGGCACCAUUCAGCUGGGGUUUAAAACAGUUAGCUUUAAAAACAUUGAAAUCGCCCUAACACGAUACAAAAGAAAACUGACUUUAGCUUUAGUUUGCGUAAUUUAUUGAUCUUAACUAAAUACCUAGGAGAAAACUAGUUUUUUCUCGAAACAUACUUCGUAAGAAAAUUGCUUAUAAACUACGAAAAUGGCAGAGCUGUGAACAAUGAAAUGUUAUAAAAUAUAGGGAUAGACACUCAGGAAGUGUCUCGAGUGAUGAAAGAGAAAAAAUUGUUAUAAAUGAAAUGUUAGAUUGUGUUUGCACUAUACCAUUCGCCAGCCACCAAUUUUGAAGAAUGAUCCCGAGCGAUGAUAGCAAGCGAAUUUUAUUUUUCAUUUUUUUAAGCAGGAUUGAGACUGAUGUUAUGCUGGUAACAGAGCAACAAGGCAUUUUUGAAAAACUUACUUAAAAGUUAGAGAAAAUCCACCGUGUGUUAAUGCAUGAAAAUUAUCAAAACCGCUGCUUCAGGUUCAAGAUAAAGGACGUUUUUUUCUCACAAAAAAGCAGUUGUCCUUGGUUUAUAUCGUGUAAUUAAUUUAGAACAAAACUGAAUCGAAUAUUUAACUAUUCUGCUCCAGCGAAGGAAGGUAUGAAGGAAAAGUGAAGGCUUUCAUUUCUAGACGCUGCUCUUACGAUUUUCGGAGCGCAUAUAGCAAACUUAAUAUUAAUCUAAAUACCACCUAGAAUAGUAGAUACAUUACUGAACGUGAAAAUCUUUUCCAAGUGUCACUAUCUAGCUAAAUGUGUACUACUUGCAAAGCGAAUGGGAAUAAUCCUUUAUGCUUCAUAGAAAUUUAUAUGAAUCCUGAAAAUGGACAAGUCCCAAAUUCAAAGCAAAAACUCACAUUUUUUGGUAAACAAAUAUUUGCUACAA
Messenger RNA from Sabethes cyaneus, 2815 nucleotides. Its product is annotated as acyl-CoA Delta-9 desaturase-like. The coding region runs from base 354 to 1460 and encodes 368 amino acids. Gene Ontology annotation, biological process: unsaturated fatty acid biosynthetic process. Gene Ontology annotation, cellular component: endoplasmic reticulum membrane. The record is from RefSeq and is a predicted model, not a curated record. Gene Ontology annotation, molecular function: iron ion binding; stearoyl-CoA 9-desaturase activity. NCBI's taxonomy places the organism in Eukaryota, Metazoa, Arthropoda, Insecta, Diptera, Culicidae. The transcript has 5 exons.